UUCUCUCAAAAAGCUUUCCGAAAUAACUUUUUGUCCCGUUUUUUCUGCGUUUUGAGCGGCGUUGCGCAGCAGCCAUUGCAUUUUAUCAUUGUUACUGCGAGUUGCACCGUUUUGUUAACCUUUUUUACAGUGUUUAACAUUUGUUGAGUGUUUUUAUUUAUGUUCAAUUUGAUUUCCAUUUAAUAAAAUGAAUCUAAAGCUGGUUAAUCGCAAUGAUAGCUCGGACGAUGAGGGCGAGGAGGAAAUGCUAAGUGAUAAUCCUGCGUCCGUAGAAUCCAAUAUGAGCGAAGAAGAGGAGCAGCCGGAAGAACAUGAUGAGGAGAUGGAGGAGGAGGAUCAGCCGGAUGAUGAUGAGGCCGAAUCAGAUAAUCUGGGAGCUGAUCGCAAUCCCUAUCCCACUCCGCCGCCCGAUGCAGGGUCCAAAAUGGUGCCCCCCGAUUCUGACAACCCCAAAUCGAUGGUCCCAAAACCAAAAGGAUCGCUCAUAUCCCUAGCUCUCAUGGCCAUCGGAAAGCUGGCGAGCCGAUCGGGCUCAUCGGUUCAGGCCAUAAUGACAUACCUUAAGGACAACGGUCAAGAAUGGAAAGAUCCGAAGAAAACCGCACGUCUCAUCCAUCGAGCUCUAAAAUUGGCCGAAUCCAACGGUGAAGUGGUGAUGGUUAAGCGCUCCUUCAAACUCACCGAUAAGCAGAAGAGCUCCUCCAAGGCUGUGGAGAAAAUGAAGGCUAGGAAACAGAAGGAGAAGGAGAAGAAAGCCAAGGCCGAGAAAAUUCAAAAGGAGAAGGCUCAGAAGAAAGAGCUCAAAGCGAAGAUGAAGGAAAAGAAGUCUGACAAGAAAAAAACCAGCAAACCCACUGAGCGGAAAACAAAGGAAGCUGGAAAAAAUAAGAAGACCGAUGACGCAUCCAAGAAUAAGCCGCCACCAUCCAAGACAGCUGCCGCACAGGCCGUGCUGGAAACAUCCCAGACACUGACCCCGGGAGCGGGAAAGAAGGCAGCCAAGUCCAAAAUCAAGCCGGAGGCGGAAUCAUCGGCGGCGAAGGCUAAAAAGCCGCGAAAGUCCAUUGGAACUCUUGCUCAGUCCAAGACACCCAGGCCGAAAGUCAAGGCGGUCAAGAAACUGGUGGCUGGAAAGGGCGUCAUCUCCGCACCGGAGCUUUCCGAUAUGGAGGCCCAGGCCACGUCCACUCCUCAGGCAGCUGCCAAGGCAAAGCGCAAGCGCAAAGUAUAGUUUUAACGUAUAUGUUUUUUAAGUACAUGUGAAACUUUGUUAAAAUAAAAUGUAUAAUAUUCUAGUUCCAAAAAGAUGAA
Molecule: messenger RNA, 1311 nt
Organism: Drosophila erecta
Lineage: Eukaryota; Metazoa; Arthropoda; Insecta; Diptera; Drosophilidae
Gene: BigH1
Product: histone H1-III
Exons: 2
Coding region: 188-1231 (347 amino acids)
Biological process (GO): nucleosome assembly
Cellular component (GO): nucleosome
Molecular function (GO): DNA binding
Source: RefSeq, a predicted model, not a curated record